GUGCUUACGCACGGGUGGGGCUCAUUGCUCGUUGCUAUUUUUCCAUCAUAUGCCUUGGAACCGCAGUGCCGCGGCUAUUCUCUCACACACGUUCCCGGGCCUCGUUUGCCCCUCUUGUUAUGCUCUUCAGAUUGCGGGGCGGCGCUCGCGGUCUCCAAGUGGUCCCUGGGAUAACAGCAAGUGUUCGGGGGGCUCUCUCCACUUAUGCUGUUCACAUUCAUGCAAAAGAGACCUCUGCGCUUGUUCCUGCAGGACUGAGGAGAGCCAGGAUGGAUGGUCUUUAAGCACAGUUGCCCAUGGCUUACAGGGAGAGGCCGGGAACCAGCGUGGGCAGAGCAGAGCCCUGCGCUCGGCCCCAAAUUGUCUCCGAUGUGGGGUCCCAGGAUCAGGGGACAGAGGGGCCCCAGCGCCCACGUGAUAGAUCGCAGAGUUCCGAUUACAAGAACAGCUGCUCGGCCACACCUGCCGCAACGAGCCCCGCCGACGUGGGUACCCAUGGCCACACUGAGAGUGCAGACGAAGACUCGGCUAUGCCUGGCACACCCGAACACGCUCACGUGGGCUGCCACGCACCCAACGAGAGUGCAGAUGAGGACUCCAGCUCUGAUUAUGUAAACAACACAUCAGAAGAGGAGGACUAUGACGAAGGGCUGCCAGAGGAUGAGGAGGGUGUGACGUACUACAUCCGCUACUGCCCUGAGGACGACACCUACCUUGAAGGCAUGGACAGCAGUGAGGGUGACUACGAUGGUACCAGUGUGGAGCCACCUGCUGAUGCCAGUGAUUGCCAGGAGGUGGUGGAAGAGUGGGCAGAAUCCCAGGGGGAAUGCGCAGUGCUGGAGUGUGACCCAGACACUCAGCGAUAUGACGGCCGUCUGGAACCAGUGUUGGACCAUCAGUCACUGCCCAUGCGGAACCCCACAGCUCCUGAAAAGGAUGAGCGCAUCGAGGAAAGAGCAGAGAGGGAGUAUUGUCUCAGUGGAGGCCAUGGAGGAGAGCAGGAGGAGGAAAGGCAGGAAUUCGCAUGCUACAACCAGGAGGAGAACGGAAACUCUGCUCGUGGCCCUGCUGUGCGCUGCGGCCACCAAGGUGGAGAGGAGGCCGAGGAGGACAUUGACCGCAUUGUGGCUGAGAUCAAGAUGAGCAUGAAUGUGGGCAGCUGCCAGAGUUAUUGCAGCACCGAGGCACUGGCUGCAGCAGAACCCCAGCCGCCCCCUGCCACCCAUACGCCCCGCAGUCAUGAGGGGCGCCCAAAGUCCCUCAACAUCCGCCCAGCUCACCUCAGCCAUCCGGAACUGCAGAGGGGCUUCGCAGUACAGGGGUGUACAGCUGAAGAGAGGCUGCAGUGGGUGCAGGAGCAACUGCAGGUUGCCAGUGGUGAAGAACAGCCCAGGAAGCAGCAACGAUCUGACCUCAACAGGCCCCUGGAAAACAACAAUGCUCCUCAGCCAACCAAGAAGAGCACCUCCUUCCCCAGCUUUGUGGAUGUUCCGGGUCCCUGUGAGCCAGAGGACCUCAUAGAUGGCAUCAUCUUUGCCGCCAACUACCUGGGGUCCACCCAGCUGCUGUCAGAGAGGAACCCAUCCAAGAAUGUCCGGAUGAUGCAGGCUCAGGAAGCUGUGAGCCGGGUCAAGAGUCCAGAGGGAGAGGGUCCGACAGCCCUGACGGAAGUGGACCUCUUCAUUUCUACCCAGAGAAUCAAAGUGAUCAACGCAGACUCACAGGAGACAAUGAUGGACAAUGCCCUACGCACCAUCUCUUACAUUGCUGACAUUGGGAACAUUGUGGUGCUGAUGGCACGGCGGCGCAUGUCGCACUCAGCCUCGCAGGACCGCGUGGAGCCCACGCAUGGCCCUGCCGAUCGCAAGAAGCACUACAAAAUGAUCUGCCAUGUGUUUGAGUCAGAAGAUGCACAGCUCAUUGCACAGUCCAUCGGACAGGCAUUUAGCGUGGCCUACCAGGAGUUCCUCCGGGCCAACGGCAUCAACCCAGAGGACCUGAGCCAGAAGGAGUACAGCGACAUCAUUAACACGCAGGAGAUGUACAACGACGACCUCAUCCACUUCUCCAACUCAGAAAACUGCAAAGAGGUGCAGUUGGAGAAGCAGAAGGGGGAGAUCCUUGGUGUGGUCAUCGUGGAGUCAGGCUGGGGCUCCAUCCUACCAACUGUCAUCCUGGCCAACAUGAUGAACGGGGCUCCGGCUGCACGCUCCGGCAAGCUCAGCAUUGGGGACCAGAUCAUGUCUGUUAACAACACGAGCCUGGUGGGGCUGCCUCUGGCCACCUGUCAGGGCAUCAUAAAGGGUCUCAAGAACCAGACACAGGUCAAGCUAAACAUUGUGAGCUGUCCCCCUGUCACAACUGUACUCAUCAGGAGGCCUGACCUCAAGUAUCAGCUGGGCUUCAGCGUGCAGAACGGCAUUAUCUGCAGCCUGAUGAGAGGUGGAAUUGCAGAAAGGGGCGGUGUGCGUGUUGGACAUCGGAUCAUCGAGAUCAACGGCCAGAGCGCUGUGGCCACUGCCCAUGAGAAGAUUGUCCAGGCCCUGUCCAACUCUGUGGGCGAGAUCCACAUGAAGACCAUGCCAGCAGCCAUGUUCCGGCUCCUCACAGGCCAGGAGACACCCAUGUACAUCUAGGGCAGGGCUGGACCCUCCUCUGCCAGAUGAGCCAUAAGCAGCUGCAGUUUGUCUGCUGGGGUUGGGGGUGCAGAUCAGUCUGAUGAUGCACCUGUGGCAAUGAGCAGUAGCUCUAGGGGGCGCUAACAUCCCUGCUUCCAGCCAUUUUGACCAUUACUCUGGAGAGAGAAAAAAAAAAAAAAAAAGCUGUCCUGCCUCUUAAAUGGCACCACCGCUAAACUGACACUGCACUUGACGGACUUUGACAAACAUUAUUACUUGAUUACAUGGUUUGAUGUGCUGUUUCUGCUGCUGGUGUAUGAUUCGUGUGCGGUUCCAUUGUGGAGAAAACCGAAUGCAUUAUGGUUUAUUUUUUAUAUGCACAUGAAUAUGUACAUGUUAAAUACUGUAUAUUAUAGUUUUGGUUGGUUUUUCUUUCCUCAGUGUAAAUACAGAUUUUCCUUUUCGUGACCUAUGGGUUUUUAUGAGAAAAGCAAGUAAUGUUCGACUUGUGUUGACUGAAGCAAGGGUGCGGUCGACAAGCCCUAGAAAGUAACUAUCAUUUAAGGGAUGACAGGAUAUUUGUAAAUCAGAUUUGGAAUAGACUGAGUCCACACUCAUAUGCCUUGCCCCACCCCAUGCUAUGGUUAAUAAUCAGACAUAAUUCAGAUGACCAAAACAAUUACAUUAAAUGGCUGAAUUUAGAAAGCCGGACUUUACAGCAACAAAAGCUAAUAAUGAUGUAGUUACGUGUGCCUUUCCUACAGUUUAGAUUGAAGACAAAGCGCUUUAGCAUGUACUAUAAAUAGUAGUGGAAGCAAUGUACAUAUUAAACCAAUGCUAGAAUUUAUCAUUUUCAUCGUUUCACUGCCUUUAUUUAAUGUGCAAUAUACAAUUGAGAUGACAUUUGCCAAGCUCCAUAGGUAAACUCUUAUUUUAAUUGAUAAACAAUGUGUCUUUUUUAAACCAUUUAACUGUAUAUGGGUGGAGAAUAUUCUUGAUGUCGCUGCAGUAGUACAAAUAAAGUCCCCAAUCAGCAAAUUCCGAGCUACUGUAAAAUUAUAAAGCCCCAAAAUCUUUUGAGUGGGAAAAAUGAAAAUAACGUAUUUAAUACUCUUUUGUUUCAUGCAGCGGUGCAUCGUAUGUCUUGUGAUUGAAUUCUGUAGAUAACCGCUGUUAGAAUGUGUACAAAACACACGUAGAAUUUCAUCCAUAGAGUGAUUGUUGUCGGUCCAUUUGUCUCGUGUUGCAUUCUUUUUGAAAGCCUGAUACUUUGAGAAUGACUUUUCUGCUGCAGCUAAGCACGCCAUAGUGCUGAGUAAUGCUUUCUAAGUGUAGUGAAAUUCAGUUGGAAAGGAAAACACCUCAACCUGUUUGCAUG
Scleropages formosus (Asian bonytongue) is the source of this 3996-nucleotide messenger RNA. RefSeq names its product amyloid-beta A4 precursor protein-binding family A member 2-like. Gene Ontology annotation, biological process: chemical synaptic transmission. The transcript is spliced from 12 exons. Gene Ontology annotation, cellular component: cytoplasm; plasma membrane; dendritic spine. Gene Ontology annotation, molecular function: amyloid-beta binding; protein binding. Lineage: Eukaryota; Metazoa; Chordata; Actinopteri; Osteoglossiformes; Osteoglossidae. The record is from RefSeq and is a predicted model, not a curated record. Bases 297 to 2636 code for a protein of 779 amino acids.